AUAAAUAAAUUAAUAAAUAAGAAGAAAGACUAAAGGAAAGGUAAAAUCGAGUUCCAUAUAAAUACCAUUGGUUUUUACAGAAACUUCAUUCGAGAAACGAAGUUUGACUUGAAACAAAUUAAUCAGAGAAAACCAUAAUGAAGUAUUUAACCUUAAUUUUAACGCUGUCCGUUGUUUGUGCAGAUGAUUUUAGCAUAAUAAAGUCAUUCACAAAAUGUUACAAGAAUUUCCAAGACAAUGUUUUUGAAUCGAACAAGAGGCAGGUGUGGCAGAAAUACUGUUUAGAUAACAACCCUUAUGUUCGGCAACGUUUUGGAGGUUGGGUUAACCAUAUUCCAAAUAUUCAUGACUAUAAUAAUAUGGGAAAUCUACCAAAGCCUCUUACGUCAAAGCGGGCCAGAAAGGAAUAUAGAAUGCUCACUACAAAAGAGAGACAUGAUUUCCAUCAAGCCAUUAAUCUAUUAAAACAAGAUACGAGUUUGGCACCAAACGUCUACGAUGCGAUCGCCUUCCUCCAUUCUGGUCCCACGGUUAUAAACGCUCACGCUGGCCCUUCUUUCUUAGCUUGGCACAGAAUCUACCUUAACAUGUAAGUAUUUUCUUCUAGAUGUAA
Octopus bimaculoides (California two-spot octopus) is the source of this 613-nucleotide messenger RNA. RefSeq lists its product as uncharacterized. Gene Ontology annotation, molecular function: oxidoreductase activity. Lineage: Eukaryota; Metazoa; Mollusca; Cephalopoda; Octopoda; Octopodidae. The record is from RefSeq and is a predicted model, not a curated record.